Messenger RNA from Saitoella complicata NRRL Y-17804, 1377 nucleotides. Its product is annotated as DnaJ-domain-containing protein. Bases 1 to 1377 code for a protein of 458 amino acids. Gene Ontology annotation, biological process: protein import into peroxisome matrix. The transcript has a single exon. The record is from RefSeq and is a predicted model, not a curated record. NCBI's taxonomy places the organism in Eukaryota, Fungi, Ascomycota, Saitoellomycetes, Saitoellales, Saitoellaceae. Gene Ontology annotation, cellular component: cytosol.
AUGGUGACAGAGACAGAAUACUACGACCUCCUCGGGGUCGCCCCAACAGCCACCGACCUCGAAAUCAAGAAAGCCUACCGCAAAGCCGCAAUUAAGCACCACCCCGACAAGGCGGCUGAAGUUGACCGCGAAGCCGCUACCCAGAAGUUUCAGCAAAUCGGUGAAGCGUACCAAAUCCUUGCAGACCCAGACCUUCGUAGCCGAUAUGAUAAGUUCGGAAAGGAGGGUGCUAUGCCUGAAAGUGGAUUCGAGGACCCGUCUGAGAUCUUUUCGAAGUUGUUUGGUGGAGAGGCAUUUGUGGAUUUGAUUGGGGAAAUCUCGUUAAUUAGGGAUAUGAACAAGGCUAUGGAGAUUCAGGAGAGAGCGGAGCAGGAGGCUGCUGUCGCUGAGGCUUCCGGGAUUGUGGCCGGAGAAGGAUCAUCACCAAGCACGGACAAAUUCCCAACAGACCCCAACGCACCAAAGGAUGCCGCAACACCAGCGAGCCCGAGCAUGGCCGCUGCUCUAGGUGUAGCAACCCCUCCCAAAUCCGGUCAACUUCAAAUCACCGCCGGCGACGUCGAAGAAGCCGCAGCGCAAUCCGCAGCAGGCAUGUCCGACCGGAAAAAAUCCCUCAAGAAGGAAGAGAAGAAGAAGGGGGGGUUGACGAAGGAACAGCGUGCAGAGUUGGAGGCGUAUGAAGCCGAGAGACGGAAGGUGAGAGAGGAGAGGGUUGAUACGCUUGCGAAGAAGUUGAUUGAGAGGUUGAGUAUCUGGACGGAGACGGAUAGGGGGGAGGAUAUGCGUGUGGCAUUCGAGACGAAGAUGAAGCUCGAAGCGGAGAACUUGAAGAUGGAGUCUUUCGGCGUCGAGCUGCUUCAAGCGAUCGGACAAACCUACACCCAAAAAUCCUCGACAUACCUCAAAUCCCAAAAAUUUCUUGGCAUAGGCGGCUUUUUCUCCAAGCUGAAAGACAAGGGCACCCUCGUCAAGGAAACCUGGAACACGAUGUCCGCCGCAAUCGACGCCCAAAUGACAGCCGAACAAAUCGCGAAACUCGAGGAAGCUGGUGGCGAGGACUUCACACCCGAGAGACAAGCAGAAUUACAGCAGGAGAUGAUGGGGAAGAUUUUGAAUGCGUCUUGGCGGGGGACGAAGUGGGAGAUCCAGGGAGUUUUGCGGGAUGUUUGUGACAGGGUGUUGAAUGAUAAGAGCGUGAGUGCUGCGAAGAGGCAGUUGAGGGCGGAGGCGUUGUGGAUGGUUGGAAGAAUAUUCAAGGCUGUGGUGCCUGAGGAGGGUGACGAGGGAAGGGAAUUGGAGAGGUUGGUUGCGGAGAGCAGUCGCAAGAAGAAGAAGGAGAAAGAGAAGAAGACCAAGGAGAGCAAGGCGAAGGCGUGA